Molecule: messenger RNA, 1113 nt
Organism: Protopolystoma xenopodis
Lineage: Eukaryota; Metazoa; Platyhelminthes; Monogenea; Polystomatidea; Polystomatidae
Source: the annotation of a GenBank genome assembly
AUGUCAAGCCCUCUUGUCUGCAACACCAUUACCCCAGUCAGCUUCCCAGCCUGCAUCGACUUCCUCGUAUCGUUGAUUGAUCGUCUGUUUCAGCGCCUUAACCAAUUAAUUCGUGAGCGUUUGCCACCCGGUUUGAUCAUUGGUGGUUCAUCGGCUUCUGUGACCCCUGACUUGCGGACGUUGAGUCGACAGCAUGCUUUACCCGGCUGGCUACUCGUUGAGCUCUUAUUACCCGAGGCGAACAGUUCUCGCGACUUUUCUGGGAAUUUUAUUAUAGCUUCUUCGACAACCGAAAAACUUGUGGACUCGAAUAUUUCAAUUCUCAAUAACUCACCAUCCGAGCAUAUAAAGUAUUCCACAGAUACUCAAAUGGCUUCAACCAGUGGAGAUCCUGAAACUAUUCCUGACAUCUCCCAUAAGAUCACGUCGACAGUACCAGAGCUUUCUGUGUCUCAUAUUCGAAUGCCACUUGAUGACAACACUUCAAAACCGGAUGAAACUUCUGGUCUCAGCGAAGGGAUUAUGGAAUCGCCUGCCAAAACCAGCCACCACGAACCUUCUAUUGAGCCUACCGAGUUGAUAGAGGAAGUCGGCUCCGACAGCCAGACCAAACAGGCGGGCAAACUAAGUGAUUCGGAAGACGCAGAAAAGCCCAGGAGCAAACACGAGGGCAAUAAGGAGAAAAGACAUAAAUUUGAAAAGAAAGAUAGAAAGGAUAAAAAGGAAAAGCUCAACGAAAAAUAUAAAACGCAGAAGAAUGUCAAAUCAAAAGAAGAAAGCAAAGAGCUCGAUACCUCGUACCUUAAGUCUAUGAGCACUAUUGGAGGAAGACUUUUUAUAUUCUUAUUCCUCCGUGAAUUUAUCUCAGGCGACCCCGCUGUUGUCGUGAGACAAUUAAUUCGACUUUUAUAUCAAACAGAUGAGCCUCUUACCGGGGCUCAUAUUGCACCUAUCAGCAACUUGGGAACAUCCACCAACGUCCCUAGACAGCUUGUUGCUCGAGCUGUGCCAACUCCUAGCCGAGAGACUUCUGUUUAUGUGGGCCAGCUCAUUCUGCCAUGGCUUUGUACAGUAAGUUUUUUCUUUUUUCCAAUCAGCACUUCUACGCUCUAA